Messenger RNA from Megalobrama amblycephala (Wuchang bream), 1998 nucleotides. RefSeq lists its product as uncharacterized. The transcript is spliced from 14 exons. Lineage: Eukaryota; Metazoa; Chordata; Actinopteri; Cypriniformes; Xenocyprididae. The record is from RefSeq and is a predicted model, not a curated record. Gene Ontology annotation, cellular component: nucleus. Gene Ontology annotation, molecular function: RNA polymerase II transcription regulatory region sequence-specific DNA binding; DNA-binding transcription factor activity, RNA polymerase II-specific; cysteine-type peptidase activity. Bases 606 to 1901 code for a protein of 431 amino acids. Gene Ontology annotation, biological process: proteolysis; anatomical structure development; regulation of cell population proliferation.
CUGUGUUAUUUUAGUGUACUAUAUGCUGCUCUCAGGGCUGCAGUACUCAAUAGAUUCAUAUGACUAUUUUAUACUGCUUCAGGUACCACUGCAGAGUAGCACAAUACCUGCGUGACUUAUUAUAGACAUGUUGCUCUUGAAGCACGAGAGCUUAUUUUAUUAGGACCUGAGCACUGAUGGUGUGAGGACCCUAUUGUAAUUGCUCAGUAAAUUAUUGUUGUUCUCUGAAAUCAUUUUUGAGGGCCUAAACAUUCUCGAAAACUCAUGAAACUUUGCACACGUGUCAGAAGUGGUGGAAAUGUAUGUCUCAUAAGGGUUUCACAAUUAGGUGUGGCAAAAUGGCUUGACAGCGGCACCUUCAAAAUGUCAAUUAAGCACAGUUCGUGCUACGUUUAACGUACAAGUAUGAAAUUCGGUUGCCCACCGGUUUUCCUAAAGCCACCGGGUGCAAAGGCCCUUUCAUCACUGCUUUCAGCUUUAAUUUUAUCCUAAUAUUUGAUGCUUUAAAAUUGGUGUCAUUGUUCUCCAUAGGUAAUGCUAAUGUUUCCAAUGUUUUAUUAUCAGCUUAUUCCUCUGCUUUCAAGGAGCAUUUCUUUCUGAGAUAAAUGAAUGUCUUACAAAUUAUGAAGUCUGGAGGACUGCAUGGAAGAGGCAUCGGAAGGAUUGGACCCUAUCCACUUUACAUGGAGAGUUUUGAAUCCCUCAUAGAAAACAACGAAGUAUCUGAUGAGAUAAUGGAUGCUUUGUUCCAUCUGUUCAGCAGGAAGCGGCCAGAUGUUUUGGCCAUCAAUAAUCAGACCCUGGGUCACAUUCUGGAGGGUGACACCCGGGCUAGGAGCAGUUAUUUUACGAAGAAGAACAUAUUUGAAAAUAAAACUAAGGUUGUUGGUCCCUUUUUGGAGGACGGGAAUCAUUGGACUUUUUUUCACUGCAGCAUUGUUGACCGUACAAUUACAUACCUUAAUUCACUUGGGGAAACAGAUGAACAAUACAACAAAAUAGCAGAAAACUGGAGCACAUUUGCUGCUUCAAAAGGCUACCAGGGGCCAUGGAAAAGAGUUCUCAGGAAACAUAGCUUACAGCAUGAUAGCAUUUCAUGUGGUGUUUUCACAGCUGUGUUUGCUGAGGCCAUACUUGGAGGCUCGGGGGGAUACCUUAUGUGCUCUCCUAUCCAGGAAGAGAGGGAGCGUCUGGGGACACUUCUCUUUAGUUCACUUGAUAGGUCAGGUAUUUGUGGUGUCUGUUUUUACAAGGUACCCAGGAAGAACAAGGAAAAAUGUUCAACAUGUUUUGUAAAUAUUCAUAAAAUCUGUCUACCUGGGAGACAGGAGGAUGCAAAGUGUCUUUUUUGCAAAGGGGGAUUCCUGGUGGAAAGUGUUUUAAAAGUUUCAGACUCUCAUCAAGCAAAAAGAUACCUGGUCACAUCAGAUGAACUACAGAGGAGGUGCUCUCCCCCAGAGAGUUACUCUGCAAACACUGUAGUGGCUUAUCUACGGAAGGCCAAGGGACAAAAAAAGAAAAUUACAGAGACGCUGGCAGAGUUGGAGGUGAACCCCUCAAAGCGCACAAAGUUAACUUCACAGUGCUCCAAACUUUGUGAAGAUGAAUGCAAGGAUCUGGCUGGGGACGUAAUGUUUCUUGCCACAAAAUUCAUCCCCCAGAAAAGGGUGGGUGAAGCCUUACUAGAAGAGGGGAAUGUCCAUGCUGCCAUCGUCAAAACCGAAGACUGCAGGAAGACAUUGAAAGAAGUAAAGGCUGCUCUAGAGAAAAAUUGGGACACAUUUGACCUGGCAACACAUGGUCUUGGUCCUGCCGUAAUAAAUGGCACUUUUUCGUUGAUAGAUGCGUGUCUUAAGGAAAAGAUGAGAGCACUGAAAAAAAAAGACUCCACAGAUGAGUAAGGUUCCCCCACUUUAUUUUGUUUACUUGUAUUGUUUCAAACUCUUGUUUCUUGAUGUUCAGCUGUACAAAAAAAAAUUAAUAAAACAUUACAAAGAA